AUGGUCUCCACUUUACUCUUUUGCCUGCUCUCUUUUCAAUUAUCUUUUGUUUUUCCUGCAAGAAACAUUUCUCUCAAGUGCAUGCAAGAUACUGAUGAAUUUCUUUCUGAUCUGAAUUCAGUGACGCCCAAAGAAUACGCCCUGAGAAUGUAUGACUCUGUGGGGAAGCUUGGGAGCAACAUUCUUAAUGGCAACCUGGACAGGCUGGGAUCUUACAGCGAGUGCCUCUCCGCCCACAGCCCCACUAGAAGCUUCCGAGGGCAGUAUUGCAAGCUUCAUAUACUUCAGGAUGGAGCUGAUUACAGUGUGGGCGUAUGUAUCCCUGAUUCUUGUACCGAAGAGGAUGUGACUAUGAUGUCUCAGCUGGGUAUUUUAAGAUUUAGAAACACGUCAUUCUCAGCCCCUUCCCUUUCCCUCUUUGCAUCAAAUUCUUCCACCUUGGCUGGUGGAAGUGUGGCCAGAUGUGCUGCUGGAAUGUUCCCCCUGGACACCUUCACCGCUAUGUGUCUGUUCAUCACCUUGCUGGGCCUCGCUCUCCCUCUCGCUGGAACGCUCUGGAUGGCUGCCAGGGGCUGGGGCUCAGACCUCAGGGUGCUGUCACCGGCAGGCGGGGCCCCCUCGACCAGCUACGGGAGUCUGCCUUUGAGAGAGAUGGGGAGCAAUGGGCACAGAAGCAGGGCGUGGGGGGCAGCUUCCCGGGCCCCUCUCUCCCCUGCCGGACCUCCAAGCAGAGGAAGAAGGUUUCUAGGAGCCAUGAAUCAUGCUCUGCAGUGCUUUUCUUGGCAGAAGAAUAUGCCAGCCAUCUGGACCACAAAGAUGCCAGAAGGCACCUUCCCUGCACUGAAUGGCAUCCGGGUCUUGAGCCUCCUUUGGAUUAUCUCGGGACACACCAGCCAGAUGACGGCGUGGCUGUCUUUGGAUAACGUGCUUGAAUGGAAAACCAAGGUGCCUAAAAACCCACUAUACCUUUAUUCUUCGAGUGGCCCAUACUAUCUCGGGGUUGAUACAUUUUUCCUGAUCAGUGGUUGGUUAAGUGCAAGGUCAUUUCUAAAGAUGCAUCAGAAUUUAGACAAAAGAAUAACCUUGAAGGUCAUAUUCAGAUACUUUUUCAAUCGCCUUAUAAGGUUGCAGCCUCUUCACCUGUAUUCAGUGUGCUUGGUUGGAUUGUUUUCUCUUGUUCCCUGGGGACCUGUCUGGGAAGUGCCCAAAUUCCACUGGGAUAGCUGCCGGCAAGCUUGGUGGACAAACCUGCUGCUGCUGAAUAACUUUGUGUUGGUUCGAAAUGCGUGCAAUGGCUGGACUUGGUACCUGGCCAACGACUUCCAGCUCCAUCUCAUAACACCGGUGUUCAUCUUCAUCUAUGGAAAAAGUAAACAUGUCCUUGUCCUGCUCGGGGCCAUGCUGUUCCUGUUGUCUUUCACUGUCACUGCAAUGCUCACCCUGGCUUAUAAACUUCCAGUGGCGUCUCUAUCUGCAGCCAGUGAAAAAGAGACUGUGUUGUAUUUCUUGGAAUAUUAUACCAAACCCUACUGCCGGUGUGGACCAUUCCUUGUGGGCCUCUUUUUUAGUAUUUUCAUGCAUCAAAACCAUCAGCCGAACAUUCUUAAAACUAAGGUGCAGGCCCUGUUGGGGUGGAUUUUCUCCCUACUGACUCUGUUUGCAGUUGUUGCUCUGGCAUAUGUAAUGGAUGAUAUCUCUGCUGUCUCUUCUGUGGCUGCUGCAGUCUACCAGGCUCUUCACCGGACCCUGUGGGCAGUGGCCGUGGGCUGGGUCAUCUUUGCCUGCCAAGAAGGCUAUGGAGGUCUGGUGAACCAGAUGCUUUCUUGUGACCUCUGGAGUUUCCUGUCCAGCAUCAGUUACGCCUGCUACCUGGUGCACCCGAUUCUGAUCAUGCUCUACAAUGGACUUCAGGAGACACCCAUUCACUACACCGACACCAACGUGUUCUAUCUCUUCUCUGGACACUGUGUGCUGACCUUGGUCUCUGGGCUGGCCCUGACACUGUUCAUUGAGAAGCCCUGGCAGGAGCUGAAGCAGUGCCUGCAGGGCCCUGAGCACUCUGGCUGAAACCCAAAAGCAUGGAUGGCCCUUUGUUGAUAGUGAAGAGCAGAAGCAGGGACAGCCUCCUGAUGUAAAGUGUUCCUGAGAGAAUGUGAACCUGAUUUUGUGAACACCCAGUACGUACAAGUUCUCUGUGCUUAACUGUAGGAAAGAGCUCUAUGACAAUGUUUGUAGCAGUACAAUAAUCACUCUGUGUUGAAACUUUUAAGCAAAAAUACCUGGAUAUUUUGGGAGUUAGGUUGCCUCUGAGGAUCACAGUGUUAAAGCAAAGGACAAUGGAGACCACGCCCAAGGGAUUCCCUAAAUGACAAAGCCAGUGGACCCUCCUAAGUGACCUCAACCUUGGUCAUUUUGCAAACAUAACCAAGACUUAACUUGAGUUAUUUCUUGUAAAUGCUUAUAUUAUAGUAAAGAAAAACAGAAGUUAAGCUCCACCAAUCAGGAGCAGCAAGUGAACUUCAAGUGUCAUGUAAAUAGGAGCUUUCCAGUGAGAGAACAAAGAAGGAAGCCUUUGUGAACAGAAAUCGAUCACGUUGUCUUCGCCUACUUCUGUGCCUGGAAAGGCCUCCUCUCAUCCCCUUGUGUCCCAAAGGUGGCGCUCUUGAGCCACUUCUGAUUUGGAGCUGCUUGAUCAUGAUUGCUCAAAUAAACUCUAGAAAUGUCCCUGAGUUUAUUUUUAACAAUCCAAGAUGGUCUGUAAAUGUAGCAAAUUUAUUGUAAUUUGGGUUAUGAUUUUCACUUGGGCUAUGAUGUCUGCCAUUUGUGAAAUCACCAUUUGUAGUUUUCCACAAUACAAUUGUCUAUCAUUGCUCUUGAUAGACUCAUAACUCUUUUUCCCCAGUACUGGAGAUUGAACCCAGGGCCUUCAUACUGAACUGCAUCUCCAGCCUCUUUUUUUAUUUUGAGACAAGGUCUCUGUAAGUCACUAAUGGGCUCAAAUUUGUGAUUCUCCCAUCUCAGCCUCCCAGUGUGCCGGUGUUACAGGCAUGUGCCAACCAUGCGUGGUUAGAGACUUGCAGCUUUACCCUGGGACCUCAGAGUGAUGUGGACACAGUUUGUCAUCCUAAGCUUUUGAACAUUGUCUUUCCUACAUUGUGGUUGCUGCCGUGGGUUGAACUGCCCUCCACCCAAAAGAUGUACUGAAGUCCUAACCCUCAGUUUCUCAGAAUGUUACCUUGUUUAGAGAUAACCUUUACAGGGGUACUUAAGUUAAAAUGAAGUCACUGGGGCACAAGACCUUUAUCUAAUGACCAAUUCCUUAUGAAAAGAGACAGAUAUCCACAGAGGGAAGAUGCUGGAAAGAAACCUAGGGAGAAGACAACCAUCUACAAGCCAAGAAAUGCCAAAGAUGGCUGGCAAACACCAGCAGCUGGAAGAAUCAGGAAGGGGUUCUUCUCUAGGGCCCCCAGAGAGAGCAUGGUGCUGGGAACACCUCAAUUUCAGACUUUUGCCCUCCAAAACUAUGAGAGAACUACAUAUUUCCAUUGAAGCCACCCAGCUUUAGUACUUUGCUACAGCAGCCUCAGGAAACUACAGUAUUCCCCUUUACCCACAGAGGUUAUGGUCCAAGAUGCCCAGGGGUUGUCUAAAACCAGGGAAAGUCCCAAACUCUAUAUAUUCUGCUUUUUCCUAUAUAUACACACCUAUGAUAAAAAUUAAUUUAUAAAUUAUGUACAGUAAGAAAUAAGCAAUAACUAAUAAUAGAAUAAUUAUAACAAUAUGCUAUAAUGAAGGUUAAGUGAAUGUGGAUUUGUCUCUCAAAAUAUGAAAAAGGGACUUUCCCUUUUUCAUACAAAGGAAGCACUUUGUAGCCGAUCUUUAGUAUCCAAAUCCAAGCAUCUCUACUCUUGUUCUUGGGGCCAUUAGUAAGCAAAACCAGGAUUAGUUGAACACAAGCACUCUUACACUGCCGUGUUUGGUUUGAUAACUGAGGCUACAGAGUGACAAAUGGGCAGGUGGGCAGUGUAUACACCUGAACCAAUGGAUGGUUCAUGAUUUUUUUCCCCUCAUCAACCCUGGAAAUAGAACCCAGGACCUUGCACGUACCAGGCAAGUGCUCUACCACUGAGCCACAUCCCAGCAUAAAGGAUGGUCCGAAAGCCCAAGUGAGAAGGUGAGGGUGUGAGAGACUUCAUGACGCCACUCAGAAGAGUGUGUGAUUUAAAACUAUGAGUUGUUUAUUUCUGGCAUUUUCUUGUUAAUACUUUCAGACAGUGGUUGACUGGAAGUAACUGAAACUGCAGAGAGCAGAACUGCAGGUAUAAGUCCCCCGCAAACUAACCAGGAAGCAAGAGGCCUCAGUGAACUGCUUCUGCCCCAACCUCAGUUUCUGACAAUGGGGUCUAGAGACAGGGGACACUCGCAAGGCCACAGGGAACAUCUUGGUGCCCAGGGUUUCAGGCUUGAGUGUUUCCCUAGGUGUAUAACUUCACAUCAACUGCCCACACUUGUGGAUGUCUAGUUCUGCUUCUAGCACACAGCUCCUCCUUAUUUGCUUUAUAACCGAAGUACAGAGCAAGGUCUCAGGACUAUAAGGUGCUUCUUGGCACAAAAUGUGCUAUCCCUGUGUGUGCUCUGCACUGAGCAGGAAGAUCACUGAGGGGUGGGAAGGGCAGGAAACUUGAAAUCCUCUGAGAAGCAACUGACAGUGAAUCUGCCACAUCUCCCUGAGUCCUGGUCUCUGCUGACAGAAUCUGACCUGAGCAAGGGAGGUGUCAAGCUUCACAUGUUACAAAGCAGGGGAGUAAAAAAAGAGUAAAAUAAAAAAAUAGAAAGGAAACCAUGCCAACUGGGAGUGGGGUGGAGAGCUGGCGGGUUGGCUUUUGGGUAACCUUGAAGUUCUUCGAGGUCCUCGGGCGCCCCCUGGUGGCUCUGUGGGCACCGCAAUCCUCUUCAUUAGGCCUCAGAGGAGCUACUGAGGGUCAGGGGCAUUGACUAGGUAACACACCAAUGUGGGUGGACUCUAAUGGGAAAUGACUCACCUGCCAACGCAGUUUUGCAGCCAGGUUGCCAAAUGCUUCUACUUAUGAGGCAAGAGCCCGGGAACCCGUGGAAAUAGCUUUCCAGUGAUUAACAUAGCCUUGCAAAACUUACAAGAAUAAAAAGAAGAAAACAGAUUGUUACUGAUACUGUUCUUGGAAUUUCCACUCAUUCUAACAUAGGUUAAUCUCCCUUGGAUGUAGAGUGUAUAGGUGCCAAGAUGCCCGAGUGACAGUGGGUUUCUCUUUGCAUUUGUCCUGCUUACCAUCAUGUUUGUA
This is a messenger RNA of Heterocephalus glaber (naked mole-rat), 5318 nucleotides long. RefSeq names its product O-acyltransferase like protein-like. The record is from RefSeq and is a predicted model, not a curated record. Gene Ontology annotation, molecular function: acyltransferase activity, transferring groups other than amino-acyl groups. Lineage: Eukaryota; Metazoa; Chordata; Mammalia; Rodentia; Bathyergidae.